GACCUCUGACGUCAUCUCCGUGCGGCCAGUUCGACUGUUGGCCGGCGACGUGCGACAUUGUUCAGUAUUCUCAACCAUCUUGGCAGGUUUUGUCGGAGAGCAGACCAGACUUUUCCCGUUUAUUUCAGCCAAACACCACAGUGCGAAAGAUGAGCUCAUCCGAAUUUCAAGGCCCCGGUUUUUACUCGGACAAAAAUUCCUCAAGGGUUCUUCAGCCCCCGGGUGGUGCAUCCAGCAACAUCUUCGGAGCAGCGAGUGACGCCCAGGGCACCCCUCCCCAGAAGGCCAACAGAAUGACCUCUGGCUCCAACAUCUUCGGGGCCGCCGAGACGGAGUCCCCGUCCCGUAAGGUCAACACCCGCAUGCAGUCUGACAUCUUCGGCACCACCGGCAGCGCGCCCCCCUCCCAGCAGCAGGCCAGGUCAAACAGGAUGAAGUCUGACAUCUUCGGUGGAGCGGCUCCAGCACAGGAGCCGGCAAGGAGCCGCAAGGAUCACAUGGGCAGCGAUAUCUUCAAGGAGCCUGGCCCCUCAGAUCAGGUGAUGCCCAGGAAACUGAAAGGUAAGGAGGAUGAUCUCUAUGCAGACCCCCAGACCUCCCCCGCCUCUGGUGAUGCCUACAAGUAUGAUGGAGGUAAGGCUGCACCUGACCACUACCUUGACCAAGACCGGGCAGGGAGAGGAGACGCUUGGGCCCACGACGAGGUUUCCUAUCACGAUACUAACCCGUCACACUAUGACACCGCUGUCAUGCACGAUGCACCCAUAACCACACCAGGUGGGGAGAAUAUCUUUGAUGUCAGGUACGGGUACACCCCACAGAAGCCCGGGCGCCGGAUUGCACAGGGCGCCCAGCCCAACAUGGCCGCCACCUUCCUCAACCUGUUUGGCACCGACCACCCGGACGGGCCAGACGGCCACCCCCCUCCCACAGCCCAGCCUCCCGCCCCCACCAACAUGCCUGCGGAGGCCCUCGGGUACAAGCCUGCACCUGCCCGGCCCGCGGUGCCUGGCCACCAGCGUGCGGCUGCGGGAGUGGUGUCAGGUGCCCGGGACGCCAGAGGUCCGUCUGCCGUCUUCCCUGAGGAGCAGGCCGCCUCCUCCGACUGGAGACCCAGUGCCAAAUACAAGCUUCGGUAUCAGGCUGCUCUUGUGAACCCCAUAACUGGUGAAACCUACGCAUCACCGGACUUCGACCUUUCUGCUCCCACCGCCAACAACCUUCCUGCCCCCACCACCAACGGCACCGCUAACGGCUGUGGUGAAGACGGGAAUCCGAUGGACGGCCAGACCCCCGCGGAGAGGCCCAGCACCAAGGUGAUGCAGCCUCCAGGUGGGGGAUCCAGCUUCACACUGGGGUGAACACACGCAUGGACGGAGAUACGGGCUCGGCAACGUAGUCAACUCAGUUGCAACCAGUUGGUGUCCAGAGAUGUGUUACUUGUGUUGUAAGAAAGCUAGUAAGAGUGAAAGUAUAACCGCUCUUGGAAGCUUCUUGAGAGGUACAACUGAAUUGUUAAGUGUUCAGCAAAGUGGCAAUUUGUUGCAGAGGGGCCAUUUGAAGUAUUGAUAUAGUAAAUGCUGCAUCAACUUGUAUUUAACUGUUGUUCUGGUCUUGUUAUAUUAGUUAUCUACCUGUACUGAUUUUGAUGCCAUGCUUGUUUUCUAGUAUUGCACUGUUGCUGCACAUUAGUAGAAGUCUGUUUUCUUCUAACAAUAGUAUCCAUUCCAACAAUAUGGAAUUAAUGACAUGCUGUACAUGUGUAUUAGUUUAACGUUUAAGAAUUCCAUGACUGAAGUUUUGAUAUGUCUAACUUUUAUACACAUAUGUCUGGGAUUGUAAUUACAUGUUCCAGUGCUGUCCACACACAAUUUACCGCAGACACCCUGUUGAGUUGUUCCAGGCUAUGAAACGUCUAGCCUCUUGUCUACCAAACAGUUCUGCUGUGUUGUGUCCACUCUCCAUGUAAUUGAGGUCUGAAGACUUCUCAUUAAGGUUCGAGGUAAUUAGCGGUACCAAUUUUCUGUCAGUUGACCAAAGGUUGACCAGUCCAUAAAUUAGACAGGAUUUCUGUCAUGUACGACGUAACUUGAAGUGAUGUGUGUUGAGGUUGUAGAUUUCAUGUUCACUCUCCACCCUAUGGAAAACAGAAGAAUUUCUCUGACGAUUUAUUAGUAUGAUUACAAAUGGAUGACGUGACAGCAAUGAGUAAAUGUGCGUUUGUGAGUUUGGGGAGCAAGCUAGAGUACAUAUAAGUGAUCUGUAAUGAAAUUCAUUCAUGGAUGGAAUUCUAAGUCCAUUGGUGAAAUUCUAAGUUCAUGAAAACCAUAAAAUGGUGCCAUAUAUCAUACAUAUUUCAUCAUAAGUCAGUGAAAACACAGAUUAGUUCCAUAUAGAUAAUAUGAAGCAUGGAUGUUUAACUGUUUUGUAAAUCUGUACAUGCAGUUCUGUGUAAGCCCUCAUAACAAGAACAGAAAAUAAGCAUAGCAUCUUGCUGAAAUAGCAUGUUGUCAAAAAAUAUAUUUCUUGACUUACAAAUGUAAGGGCUGAAAAAUGGUGAAUGCAGCACGGAAAUACUAGAACUGAGAAAAAAACAGGUCUCUGAUGACCUAGACAAUAGCUGGCUAUGUAAUUUGGACAGAUACUAGUCUUGGGGUUGUUGUGAAGCUUGAGUUCUUACCCCCUUAUUAUUUUCCAGAGAUACGAGAUGGUAUCACUACAUGUUAACUAUCAUGUGGGUUUAUGAAUUUGUAUGGAUUGAAAUGCAAGACCCACAUUAGCACAACUGCAUGGUGAGCAGAUGAUGUGUACACUGGUACAGUCUGCUCUUGAAACAUCUGUCAUGUAUCCCUUCACAUGUGUGUCUUAUCUAUCAACAAUUCCUGUCAUGUUUGAGUGAAAGUGAUACUUGUAAGGUUGUUCUAUCUACUGCACACUCUAAGUGAAUUCCUAAUACAUGUAUGAUAUAUACAUUGUAUCAGAGUAUUAAAUGCAUAUUUGUGCUUUCUCUGGUCACUUUA
Molecule: messenger RNA, 3020 nt
Organism: Branchiostoma floridae (Florida lancelet)
Lineage: Eukaryota; Metazoa; Chordata; Leptocardii; Amphioxiformes; Branchiostomatidae
Exons: 3
Coding region: 150-1361 (403 amino acids)
Cellular component (GO): nucleus
Source: RefSeq, a predicted model, not a curated record